AUGGCUGGAGAUGGUAUUGCACCCGCAAUUGGUAUUGACCUUGGAACAACUUAUUCUUGUGUGGGUGUUUGGGGAAAUGGCCAAGUGGAAAUCAUACCCAAUGAUCAAGGUAAUAGGACAAUGCCAUCUUGUGUAUCUUUCAGCGAUACAGGUCGUUUCAUUGGUGAAGGUGCUAAGAACCAGCUUUCUAUAAACCCUACCCACACAAUCUAUGAUUCGAAAAGGUUGAUCGGAAGGAGAUUCAAUGAUGCCAAACUUCAGGAAGACAUGAAGUUAUGGCCUUUUGAAAUUAUCAAAGGGAGUAGCGACAUUCCGAAGAUUGUAGUCGACUACAAUGGUGAAAAAAGGGAAUUUUUUCCUGAGGAGAUUUCAUCCAUGGUUCUUAUGAAACUCAAAGAUGUUGCAGAAGCAUACCUAGGUGAUACAGUGAUAGAUGCAGUCAUCACUGUUGUAACAGCCCGGAAUUUCAGAUCCUGA
Molecule: messenger RNA, 477 nt
Organism: Lactuca saligna
Lineage: Eukaryota; Viridiplantae; Streptophyta; Magnoliopsida; Asterales; Asteraceae
Source: the annotation of a GenBank genome assembly